Molecule: messenger RNA, 1266 nt
Organism: Coregonus clupeaformis (lake whitefish)
Lineage: Eukaryota; Metazoa; Chordata; Actinopteri; Salmoniformes; Salmonidae
Product: beta/gamma crystallin domain-containing protein 2-like
Exons: 12
Source: RefSeq, a predicted model, not a curated record
AUGCAGACAGGUCAAAGCUGGGUCUUGUACGAGAAGCCCAACUUCAAAGGGGAGAAGAUAGCUCUGGACGAGGGGGACAUAGAGCUCACCUAUCCCUUCGACCCCCCUGAGGAGGAGGAGGAACAACAAUCACAGCGGAAUGGAGAGAACGGACAGAAUGGACAGAAGGUGGGAGGAGAAGAAGUGGUGGCGGCCAAGCCGGACAGGAGGUUCAUCAUAGGAUCAGUACGAAGAGCAGUCAGGGACUACAGUGUGCCAGAGAUCAGUCUGUUCCCAGAGGAGAAUGCAGAGGGGAAGAAGGUGAUCUUCAGAGACACGUCAGAUGACGCCAGGAUAUUCGGCUUCCCCAUCAAAGCCAACUCCAUCAUCAUCAACGCUGGACUAUGGCUGGUGUAUGCUCAGCCUUUCUUCCAGGGCGUACCACGUGUUCUGGAGGUCGGGGGGUUCCCCAACCCUGCAGCCUGGGGCGUGGAACAACCCUACGUGGGCUCAGUGCACCCUCUCAAAAUCGGUGAACCAAGAGUGGAGAAACCUGGUGAGCCCAAGCUGGUGCUCUAUGACAAGCCCUACUUCACUGGGAAGAGCAGGGUAAUCUACACCAACAUGAGAGACUUCAUGACCAGAAUGGACAGACGGCAGACUGCCUUCAUGUGCAGCGCUGGAUCCAUCAAAGUACAGGGAGGCUGCUGGGUGGGCUAUGAGAAGGAGGGUUUCCGAGGCCACCAGUAUCUGUUGGAGGAGGGAGAGUACCACGACUGGAGGGUGUGGGGGGGCUGCGAUGCUGAGCUGCGCUCUGUCAGAGUCAUACGAGCGGACCUGACAGAGCCCAUGUUGGUAAUGUAUGCGCAGCCUGACGAGGAGGAGGUGGAGCAGGAGAACACCUUUGAGGUGACCGAGGCCAUUCCUGACGUGGAGCUGUUUGGCUACCGUACCACCACGUGCUCCAUCCACGUCCUCAGUGGAGCAUGGAUAGCCUACUCUCACGUGGACUUCUCUGGUGACCAGUAUAUCCUGGAGAAAGGUUUCUACAGUAACUCUGCUGACUGGGGCUCUUCAGACAACCACAUCUGCUCUGUCCAGCCCAUCUUACAGGCUCCAAGUGAAAACCAGGGCAGCGUCAGAAGUGUGGUGAUGCUGUACACAGAGCCAUAUUUCCAGGGUGAAUGCCAUGUGUGUGACAAGAACCAGGAGUCCCUCUCUGAUAAACUCAUCGCCAAGUCCUGCAGAGUGGUGGGAGGAAGUUGGGUGGUGUACGAGGGCCGUGAG